Ostrea edulis (European flat oyster) is the source of this 3725-nucleotide messenger RNA. RefSeq names its product tetratricopeptide repeat protein 16-like. The coding region runs from base 389 to 2806 and encodes 805 amino acids. Gene Ontology annotation, molecular function: protein binding. The transcript is spliced from 15 exons. The record is from RefSeq and is a predicted model, not a curated record. NCBI's taxonomy places the organism in Eukaryota, Metazoa, Mollusca, Bivalvia, Ostreida, Ostreidae.
GACUCCUCUGACCUCUGGAGGACAAGUUGGUGGCUUUAAGGUGUUGGGGAUCAUGAAUUCCAACAUUAUAUACAGAGGCCUUUAUCUGGUCCAAAUGCUGUAGAGAGCUAUGGGCAGAGCUCAACCAGUUCUGUAAAAUUACCUUUCAACGGUCAUCGCAGUGAGAGUCAUUGUCAUGAUUAUUAAAGCAUCUUUGCCCCUGAUGUAAGAAAAUAUAUGGGACCCCAUCAGUCACGUACCUCAACAAUCACUUGACUCUACACUAAUUAAGUGUGUUGGCAGCUCUGAUAUCGGCAAAAUGUCUGUCCAUACGAUCUUGGAGGGAGAUGCCUGUUUUGGCCAAUGUAUUGAAUAUAAUAUUUUUUGCAUAAACUACGGAGGUUAAACAAUGACGGAUUCUACAGAGAAUUCUCCAGAUAAGGAGCUGAUGAAUGACACUGGGGAUAAGAAUGGACCAGGGGAACAACUCGUUAAGGAGGACACAACUACCUCAGAACAAACUGAACCAAAUCCAUUUGAAAUCACCUUAUCAGAAUUCAAACCAGAUCCCAAACUUAUCAAUGUUCACCAAUUCUAUCCAUCUUUGGAACAUCAGUUCCACAAAUCUGCAUCCAGGUUUGAGGAGGAGCAAAACAAAAGAACUGAAGUUGCCAUGAAAGAAAUUGUUCACGAGUCAUCCACAUUUGCUCUGACAGAUAAUGAGGGUACCAUGGUUACAACAGAUGUGGAAAGCACUCAAGAUUCCUUACAGAUCCGCAGUAAGGGGGAGAACACUGAUAGAAAUGAGGAUGAUUUUAAUAACUCAAGCGUGCAGAGAGGAAUAGUGAGAACAAUUUUUAUGAGCAAAGAAGGGGUCUUUAGCACUGCAGUCAGUGAGGAAACAAUACAAAAAGCAAAGGCAAAAGGAAAAAGCAUAUUCCAGACAGAGGAAUGGGGGGCGGUGGCUCAGUACUCUCCAGGGAUGCAGGAAAUCAUCGACCAGAGAGCAUUAGAACAUUUCAAUGAUGCUAUGAAAGCGAAAGAAGAGGGAAAUUUUGAGCAGGUGUUGAAAAGCAUAUCAAAAGCUAUGGGACUACGGGCUGAUUCUGUCUAUUAUGUCGAGAGAGCUGAAGCCUUUAUACAAAUGUGUGACUUCCAAUCUGCUAUUUUGAAUUACAAGAAAGCAUGUCUAAUGGACCCAGACAAUGCUGAAUACUAUUCCAGACUGGCCUUUUUGUAUUAUUUUAUGGGACAAACACUCUUUGAUCAGAGGCUUUAUCCUGAGGCUUUAGAAUCUUUUGCAAGAGCAGCUGAGAUGAACCCUGACAAUACAGGCUAUCAUAUCAGAAGCAUGACAUGUUUGGCUGCUCUACAGAGGCAUGGAGAAUGUCUGGCCCUGGUCAACAAGAGAUUAGAGACUGACAAUGACAACCCCGAUCUAUAUAUCAUGAGGGCAAGGCUACACGAGAUGUUUAGAAAUACAACCCUCUGCUACUAUGACAUCAAAGAUGCACUCCAAGUUGAUCCGGAUCACCAGGAGGCUAAGGUCAUGAUGACCAAAAUGGAGACAAGAGCACAGGACAACAAACGGGAGGCAAUGCAGCUGAACUUGAUGGGAAAACAUCGUGAAGCCCUCCACAAGAUUUCAAUAGCUAUAGAUACCGACCCUAUUGUGGCAGAUUUUCAUGUUUUAAGAGGAUCACUGCAUCGACGAUUAGGUGAUUACAAUGCUGCAAUUGAUGACUUCCUUUUGGCGCUUGACAAAUGUGAACACAAUGAAGAGUCACCCGUGUACAUUGACUCGCAGAGACAACUUCUGUUGACUUACAAUGACUUUGCUGUUGAAUGUUUUACUAAAGGCUUCUAUGAGGAGGCCAUCAUAUUACUCAAUAAGGCUAUAAAGGGAGAGAAGCGUGAGAAAGGAUUAUAUAUCAACAGAGGAGAUUGCUUCUUUCGUCAGAACGACUUUAACUUUGCCCUACAGGACUACUGCCAGGCUCUUGAACUGGACUCGGAUGAUGAAAAUAUCAAGUCUCGCAUUUCUGUCAUAUACAACGAGUUUGGAGUUACAGCCUAUCAAGACAAAAAUUUCUCUGAAGCUGAUUCCAAACUCACACAAGCAAUACAGUACAAUCCAAAAGUUGGUCAGUAUUACAUUACAAGGUCCAGAUGCCGAUAUAUGUUAGAGAACAUCCACAGUGCCAGGCUAGACCUGAUUAUGGGACUUUUAUUGGACCCUACAAAUGAGGAUGUCAUCUCUAUUUUAUCUCGUCUGUUUCCUGGGAAGUCUAUUGGGGAUGUUGUCAAUAGCAGAGCAGCUGACCCUGCUAAAAUAGCUGUCCGAGCAAUACUCAACAUUCAACCUCAAAAACCUCGAACCAAGGUCACUCACGAUGCUCUCACAGAAAGUGGAGUGCUGGACAGCCAUGCUACAGGCCCCGUCCUGCCCAAAUCUGCCCAAACUAUGUGGAGCCAAGCAGAAACAGAUAUAUCUACAGUAGAGGACAGUCUUGUUAAACCUGGUGGCUGCUUCCCUCCUCUGAAGGCCUGCAUGAAAGAGAGAGACUUUAACAUAAGACUUGCCAUUGAAAAGAAGCAGGUUCAUGAGGAAGUCACUGUAGCUUUCAAAGACAGAAGGACUCUGCGAUAUGAUGGCGCCAGAGUUCAGCCUCUCCCGCCACCAGCUCCCAAACCCCAAUCACAGAAAUCUCCACCCAGGGAAAGAUUCAUCAAGGAUGUGCUUGGUGUAAAGCAAAAGGUCAUAACCUACAACUGGCGAAAGUUCACAAUGGGAAUCGGUCUCACUGAUGUUAAAGACAUUGGAUAAAUGUCUGAUAUAGAGCUAGAGACAGAAGGUUAAAUAAUGUCUGUGCUGAAAUUGUGUGAAUGUUUUAUACAUGUGUAUGUUCUUCUCUCUGUGUGUGUGGACAUAAAUGAGCACACAGGUGUAGAAGAUUUUGACAAUUAUCUUAUUGAUGAUUACUUUUUAAAGAUAAGAAAUAUAUGAAUUAACAAGAAUGCUUAUGCAUAUCAGGUAUGUACAUGUAUUUGUGAAUUGAAAUGAAGAUAAUAAGACCUCUGUCAGAUGCUGAGUUAUAACACACUGAGACAGUCAUUCAUUUUCAUAUCUUCAUGUACAUGUUAAAGUUUAACUUACAGCUUGUAUCAGAGAUAAACUUUGAUUGUAAGUUUCACAGUUGACUUUGAGCUGUCUCCUUAGAUACAAAGUUGUUUUCUUGUCACCAUACACCACCAAGUCAAAACUAUCUCUCCAUGCACCACAAUCUUACUCUGGUUAGGAGUAAGAUUUAGAAGGCCUGAAGAACAAGGCAAGGAGACAGAAAUUCUUGCAGAAUGUUUACAAACUUUUCUUUGAUGAACAAAUAUUGUAUGAAGUACUGCAUUGUUAACUCUUUGUAUUGCUUAAGACAUGACAUUAUCACAUAUAAGAUACUGUUUUGCUACACUCCCCAUGAGAUAAUAGAAAUAUAUAAGUCGUUAUCUUCAGUACCAUUAAUCUAUAAUGCAUUACUGUCUAUGGGUUAUAAACACAAAAAAAACUUGAGUUCACACUUGAUUGAAUUAUUUGUUAUAAACCUCCCCUGAUGUGGUGUUACUUUGAACUUGAAUAGAAGAUUUAGAAAUGAUGCAUGUCUGUUGAAUUUGGUGCUGUGAAUUAAUUAAGAUGACCACUCACAUGUUGGAUUUGUUAUUUAUUGUCAUAAAAAUAAAAUCAUGAAACCACU